This is a messenger RNA of Apis mellifera (honey bee), 1314 nucleotides long. RefSeq names its product mitochondrial 2-oxoglutarate/malate carrier protein. The coding region runs from base 256 to 1134 and encodes 292 amino acids. Gene Ontology annotation, biological process: thiosulfate transport; phosphate ion transmembrane transport; malate transmembrane transport. The transcript has 6 exons. The record is from RefSeq and is a predicted model, not a curated record. Gene Ontology annotation, molecular function: succinate transmembrane transporter activity; malate transmembrane transporter activity; sulfate transmembrane transporter activity. Lineage: Eukaryota; Metazoa; Arthropoda; Insecta; Hymenoptera; Apidae.
AUAAUUCAGUAUCGGUAAACGAAGGAUGGAAUUUCACGAGAAUUUUAAUAAUCUUCCACUUAGCUUAUUUUAGAGUUCUAUCUAGUCUAUAUUGAGUUGGUGCUUGUUUUUUUCAUUUUAAACUACUGUGUUUUUCUCGUUACAAGUAUUUUCUUGUUCGUAUUUUCUUAUCGUAUUUCUCCUCACAAUUCACUUUAAACCAUUUUUAAUUUAAAAAUCAUUUUAUUAUCAAUAAAAGUGUUAUACUAAAUUAAAAUGAGCAAUCAAAAAACAGUAUCAACUUCAAUAAAUUUCCUUUUUGGGGGAACUGCAGGAAUGGCUGCAACAUGUGUUGUUCAACCAUUAGAUUUAAUAAAAAAUCGAAUGCAAUUAAGUGGAAUUAAAAUAUCAACAAUAAAUAUAAUAUCCUCAAUCUUAAAAAAUGAGGGUAUUUUAGCUUUUUAUUCAGGCUUAUCUGCUGGUUUAUUACGUCAGGCUUCAUAUACGACUACAAGACUUGGUACAUUUGAAUGGUUGUCUGAAUUAAUAUCAAAAGAUAGACAACCAAAUUUUCUUAUGAAACUACUAAUAGGUAGUUCUGCUGGUUGUGUAGGAGCAUUUGUUGGUACUCCUGCUGAAGUUGCUUUAAUUAGAAUGACUGCUGAUGGUAGAUUACCUCUUGCUGAAAGACGUAAUUAUAAAAAUGCAUUUAAUGCAUUAUUUCGAAUAGCCAAAGAAGAAGGCUUUUUAGCAUUAUGGAGAGGUACUGUUCCAACAAUGGGAAGAGCUAUGGUUGUAAAUGCAGCUCAAUUGGCAUCAUAUUCUCAGUCUAAAGAAACUUUACUUAAUACUGGAUAUUUUGAGGAUAAUAUUCUAUUACAUUUUACAAGUUCUAUGAUAUCAGGUUUAGUUACAACUAUUGCUUCUAUGCCAGUUGAUAUUGCUAAAACAAGGAUUCAAAAUAUGAAAAUUGUGGAUGGUAAACCAGAAUUUAAGGGUGCAAUAGAUGUCAUAAUACAAGUAUGUCGAAAUGAAGGAGUUUUUUCAUUAUGGAAAGGUUUUUUUCCUUAUUAUGCUCGUUUAGGUCCACAUACUGUUUUGACUUUUAUUUUCUUAGAACAAAUACGUAAUUUUUACAAAACAUAUUCUGUAUAACAAUUUAAUUUAACACACACACAUGCAAUAUGCAGUGAAAGAAUAUUUUCAAAAUGUAUCAAGUAUAGUCAAUUUGGUUAAAUAAUAAUAUAACUGGGUCGUAAAAUUAGUUGAGAAGAAAACUAUAAAUGUUAUUUAUACAAGUAUUUCAACUAUAAAACAGCAACAUUUUUUGAUAAA